AGGAGGUUCACAGAGAGUUCAGCCGCAUACAUUAGGUAAUAGCGUCGCACGCCGUGACAUAACUAGUGCGAAGCAGGUUGAGUUGAGACAUUUAUCAAUAAAAAAAAAGAAGAAGAAGAAAAAGCGGAGAUAAGAUUUAAACUUUGUUAUGCAAAACAACCAGCAGACCUGGAUGCGCGGAAGACUCCAGCGCUCACGCUGCGCGCCAAUACGCGCAUUUUAUGAGGAAAUUAAAGGUCUGUUCCGGCGCACACGCCCCUCAUAGUGCGAUGCUCCUGCUGCCUGGUCUGCGCCUCAACAACCGGCUGUAAACCUGCGGAGAGACAACUGAAAGUCGCCACUAACAGGAAGGACUCUGUCUUCUUGUUCUUCAUGAGGAGAGCAUCUUCUCCAGCAGGACUCCGCUAAGGUCAUGUUUGACUUCAUGGAAUUUCAGGUUUUCGGUCCGGGAGAAAUCAUGGACUUCUACUCGACUUCCAGCCCCGACUGCGCGCUGCAGGACCUGGACCUGGACCAGGACCUGGACCCGGACCAGGACCGGGACCAGGACCGGGAUCUGGCAGCUUUCUUCCCCGAGCUGGUCGAGUCGGACUGGCCGGAGCAUCGAUGCUCGCAGUCAGUGGAAAGCCAGAGCUCCAGCUCCAGCUCCAGUUUGGAUGACCUGUUUACCAGUCCGCCCUCCCCUCCUCCGCCGCCGCGAACCUACAAGCCCUGCUUUGUGUGUCAGGAUAAAUCCUCAGGCUACCACUAUGGAGUCAGCGCCUGCGAGGGCUGCAAGGGUUUCUUCCGCCGCAGCGUGCAGAAAAACAUGGCGUACACCUGCCACCGUGACAGAAACUGCAUCAUCAACAAGAUAACCAGGAACCGCUGCCAGUACUGCCGCCUGCAGAAGUGCUUCGCCGUGGGAAUGUCCAAAGAGUCGGUGAGAAAUGACAGAAACAGGCGGAGAGGCAAGAAGGAGGCGGUGAAGAUGACCAUCAUGGAGACGUACGAGCUGACGGCCGAGCUCGGCCUGAUCGUGGAGAAGAUCUGCAGGGCGCAUCGAGAAACCUUCCCCUCCCUCUGCCAGCUGGGGAAAUACACCACAAACUCCAGUUCAGACCACCGGAUCCAGUUGGACCUCGGGUUGUGGGACAAGUUCAGCGAGCUUGCCACCAAGUGCAUCAUCAAGGUGGUGGAGUUCGCCAAGAGAGUCCCAGGCUUCACAGGCCUGACCAUCGCCGACCAGAUCACUCUGCUGAAAGCCGCCUGCCUUGACAUCCUGAUCCUCAGGAUUUGCACUCGCUACACUCCGGACCAGGACACCAUGACGUUCUCCGACGGCCUGACUCUGACCCGCACUCAGAUCCACAACGCCGGCUUCGGGCCGCUCACCGACCAGGUCUUCACGUUUGCCGGUCAGCUGCUUCCUCUGGAGAUGGACGAGACGGAGAGCGGGCUGCUCAGCGCCAUCUGCCUCGUCUCCGGAGAUCGCCAGGACCUGGAGGAGCCGUCAAAGGUGGAGGUGCUGCAGGAGCCGCUGCUGGAGGCGCUGAAGAUCUACUCGCGGCGGCGCCGACCCAGCAUGCCCCUGAUGUUCCCCAAAGCCCUGAUGAAGAUCACCGACCUGCGCAGCAUCAGCGCUAAAGGAGCAGAGCGCGUUGUGACACUGAAGAUGGAGAUCCCCGGCUCCAUGCCUCCUUUGAUCGAGGAGAUGAUGGAGGAUCUGCAGAACCUGGAGACCAGCCAGCACUCACACAGCCUCUCCUCUCACUCUCAGCACACACGCUGCUCCGGCCUCGCAGUCUGAAGACGCCGCAGAACUUUUUCUUCCUCCCCAGAGAGAGAUUACUAACGAUGUAAAAGUGCAGAUGCAGUCCAGAAGGUCACUAGUCUCUUACCUCCGUAAAACGUCUGGGAAUAUUUCAGAGUUAGAUCUGCAGACGUGACAAAUGAGAUUCAGCUUUCACAUUAACAACAUGGUAGUUGCAGUGAGAUGAAAUCCUGCUUCGAUGGAAGGUAAAAGUAGAACGAUGCAGUAACUUUGUAGUCUCUCUUUUUGUUUUCCUGCAACGCUGUGGCAGGAAUCUCAUAACCUCUGAGAACCACUCUCAGCUUUUGUUUACCACAUCUGGGUCUUACUGUAUUUAUAUUUGCAUGAUGAUUUAUUAAUUUUUACCUCACUGAAAAACGCCGUCAGUAUUCAGUAGAAAGAGAGGGCACAUGUGGAAAGGACUCGUUAAAUCUUUUUAGUUUCUUAAACAGGGAAACAAGUAAAGGGAAAAAAGGUCAAACGUUGAACUGGUUCCCAGGUUGAUGCAGGGAACUUGAGAGAGGAAAGAGGACAUUUAUGUCAUCCAAAUAGUGGAGAUGGAUCGUUUAACUGCCAUGUUUUUGUGAUGAAACAAAAAUAAAUCCUCCAAAAAUACAAAAUCUUGAAUAUUUUUGUCAUGUUCCUGGUGCAGCUAUAUUAAUACAUUUGAAAUCAGGCAAAACUAACUUAUGAGUAACUUCUUAUCAAAAUAUAGGAGCUUUUUAAGUCAAUAAUUCCUUAAUACUGAUGGAAAAAUACUAGAUUAUUUAAUUUAUAAGACGGGAAAAAUGUCUUGUUAAAUAAUCUGCAAUAUUAAUUUCCUUAAUAUUAAGUAACGUUCUUGCAGAAAAGUUAGUUUUCUCUUAUUUCAAGUGAACUAAGAUAUUUGCACAAGGAACUAGACUAAAAAUAUGUGGUAACAUUUUGUAUUUUAGCAGUAAAGAUAAAUAAUUUCAAAACUUUUGAAACUUUAGAGCCAAAAGUUGCAAUAACUUCUUGUCUGUGUGUUCACAUUCUCUAACUAAUAAUCAAGGGAAUCCCAUUUUAUUUUAAUUUCUACAUUCAGUUGGACCACAUCUGGGGAAUCACAGUUUUUUCUGUCAGAUUUAGCUAUGGACUUUGACUAGACCAUCCUCUUCAGAAGACAUUAUAUGGUUGGAUGUAUCCUUUUCAUCUUCAGCUGUUUCAACAAAUACCUGAAGUUUAUUGUGUUUAAACUGACUGCUGUUGGAACCAUUCAUGCCUUCAUUCAGUUUAACGAAAAACUCAAGUUGUGGGUAUAAAUAACUACCAACAUGUUUCACUGUGAGUCUGGUGUUCUGUGGUGAUGUGCAGUGUUGUUUCUGUGUGAGACAGUUUUACAAUUAUGGCACAGAAGUUAUCGUUUUAUUUUGCUUCAUAUUUUCUUCUGAAAGGCUUUGGGAAAUUUUCCAACUCCAGACAUUUGGAAAACACAGGAGAUUUCUGUCAACUUGCCAAUGUUGAUGUCCAAACAAAUUAUUUCAUCUCCAAUCUUGGAUAAAUUUCUCUGAUGUCACUGCCUGACAAUAUUUUAAUGGUUUCUAGUUUAUUCCAAACGUAACACUGUUUUCUCUGAAGUUCUCAUUACGUCCAGCUGACAUUAACAUUUCUGGAAAGACCAGAUAAAAAUGACAUUAUUCAAUCUUAUAGUGCAGCAGGAAUAACUUUAUUGGGGAAAAGAAAAUUAGCCACUGAAAAAUUCAACAUGGCGACCAUUUUUCAAGAAGGAAAAUACAUUUUUGCACUAAAAUCACCAAUUAAAUUAUUGUGUUUGGUGUUCAAUCACAGCCAACAUAUUUUAAACCAUAGAAAUUAUACAUACAUUUUAUUGAUCUUGUGUUCCUUUUUCUGGAGGACAUUUUUCAAAGUGGUUGUAAUUGAGAACUUUGGGCCAAAAUUGGCAGCAGUUACACUGAAGAGCUUAACUACACAAAUGUCAUUGAAAAUUACUAAUUAUACAUGAAAAUGUGUGCAUGCUAACUCUAAACUGCUAAAUAUAUGAAAAACUUAGCACAAGCUAACGCUUAACCACUAAACACAUCAAAAUAUUUUGCUCUGCUAAUGCUAUACUGCUACAUUUUACACAUAAGUUCAAGCUAUGCUGCUCUGCAAAAACAAAACUGAGCAGAAGCUAACAUUAGCCAUUGAGACAAUUGUUUCUGUCACAUCUUCAUCGCUAACAGCUAGUUCUCAGUUUCAGCUUUUAUAUCUGAUUUUGCUUCAUAUCACAUUCAAUUUAGAAUGACCAAAAUCAAAAACAUACGAUGUGAUAAAGUUAAUCCCAGUGGUGAAAAUGGAUCACAUUUUAUUGCAAUAACUGGUUUUCAAGCCUCAAAAGCGGCGGCCAUCUUGAGAAAUGGCCAUCAUCCUGAAGUUGAAGUGGCUCAUGGGGAAUUUAAAAGAAAUUUAACAGAAAUAUUUACGGUUGUAUCCACAAUUGAAGUAUUUCACAGAUGUGCUGCACUGUUAUUGGCCUGGAAAAGCUUUUGUGGCAUUUAACAAAGAAGAAAGUAAUAAAAUGGUGGAAAAGAUUGUAUGUAAUCUGAAGAGAACCUAUAAUGGGGACUCAUUAUUAAAGGACCUUAGAUUAAACAUUUAGUAAACUUUUUUCUUCUUUUUAGUCUUUAAAUGUGGUUACUGAAGGGCAGACAGGCACACACACAGCUGACACCAGAUAUUUACAUUUACAUGCUGAAAAUGUAGAUGAUUUCUUGAGAUUCUGUUAUUUUUCCAUUGUGAAAACAUGACGGUUUAAUAAAGGUGUUUUACACUUUUUAUAUCCACUGUACGUGUGAAAAAGUAACGUAUGAGCUCGUUUUGUGGUCAGUGCUUCUGGGUGCGCUCCAGCAUAAUGAAACAUUUAUCACCAUGUUAGUAAGCUAAAUAUCAAAUACAUAUAUCUUAGACUUCAUGAAUGAAAUUAUCUAAAUACAGAUUAUCAUUAUUAAUUCUUAUUGCUGGAAAUAUUUUUUGCUUUUUUUUAAUAUCAGGAUUAAACAUAUGAACAGUAAAAUGAUUUUGUAGCCUUUGUUGCACUGUUGGGCAUUUUCAUUUACAUCCUCUAUUUUUAUUUCCUGUUUCCAGUUUUAACUACAAAGUUAAUGUUCUUAUCAGUCUGAGCUGCUGGUUGUUUUUCCUACACUGUGUUUGUGAGGAAGCUACAAACAUAACUAAAGAACAUUAAAAAAUACAUUUUAUUAAACUUGAAAAUUGUUGUAUUAAUUAGAAGAAGGAAAAGCCGGUCUGAUAUGAAAGAGAACCAGAAAUAAUGAUAUGAAUUAGAAGUUACUGGAUAUAAGCAGCUCAACAUGCAUCCUAUGAAAACUCACAUGUGCCUGCCAUUAAUGUGCCAACAUUUAGUUUUUACUUCUCUUUUUAAGUUUCUGCUACAAACCAGCGCAGUGUGAAAACUGUUUGUACAUAUGAUCAUUUUUCAAUUGUAAAAUUUCAUUUAUGAAAUCAUUAAACAUUCACUGUUUUU
This is a messenger RNA of Poeciliopsis prolifica (blackstripe livebearer), 5294 nucleotides long. Its product is annotated as retinoic acid receptor beta-like. Bases 413 to 1789 code for a protein of 458 amino acids. The record is from RefSeq and is a predicted model, not a curated record. Lineage: Eukaryota; Metazoa; Chordata; Actinopteri; Cyprinodontiformes; Poeciliidae. Gene Ontology annotation, biological process: cellular response to corticotropin-releasing hormone stimulus; regulation of transcription by RNA polymerase II; retinoic acid receptor signaling pathway. The transcript has 8 exons. Gene Ontology annotation, molecular function: nuclear receptor activity; nuclear glucocorticoid receptor binding; RNA polymerase II cis-regulatory region sequence-specific DNA binding. Gene Ontology annotation, cellular component: nucleus; transcription regulator complex.